Molecule: messenger RNA, 258 nt
Organism: Mesorhabditis belari
Lineage: Eukaryota; Metazoa; Nematoda; Chromadorea; Rhabditida; Rhabditidae
Source: the annotation of a GenBank genome assembly
AUGUUUAUUGAAAGACAACGGGGUCAUCAUUCUCGGAUUUCCUGUUGUGACGAUGCUCUUGUCUGGAAUGCGCAUCGAAUUUACGGACCGAUUCGUUUACGGUGGAUGAUGCAAGGUUUCCGUCUUUUGGGCAUUUUCUGGCAUCGAUCCGAGGGUUCUCUAUUCACUGAACAUUUCCCCGUUGAAAAAUUCAAUUUAAAUGAUCAAUUCGGAUUCGAUCAACCGGCGAUUGUACUCCAAAAAGUUGAAGCUGCAAAU